GUGAAAUACAAAAACCUGGGCCUGGCGGUGGUAGAUGAACAGCACCGUUUUGGCGUAGCCCAGCGCGCCAAGCUGUGGAAAAAAAACACGCUGCCGCCCCACAUUCUGGUAAUGACGGCCACGCCCAUUCCCCGUACCCUGGCCAUGAGCGUGUAUGGCAACCUCGAUCUUUCGGUUAUUGACGAACUGCCGCCCGGCAGAAAACCCAUAAAAACCGUACACCGCUACGACAGCAACCGCCUGCAGGUUUUCGGUUUUAUGAAGGAGGAAAUUGAAAAGGGCCGGCAGUGCUAUGUGGUGUAUCCGCUCAUUGAAGAGUCGGAAAAAAUGGACUACAAAGAUUUGAUGGACGGCUACGAAAGCAUUGUGCGCACUUUUGAAAAACCCAAGUACCAGGUAAGCAUCGUGCACGGCAAAAUGAAGCCGGAAGACAAGGAAAUUGAAAUGCAGCGCUUUGUAAAAGGCGAAACGCAAAUUAUGGUGGCCACCACCGUAAUUGAAGUAGGCGUAAACGUGCCCAAUGCUUCGGUAAUGGUUAUUGAAAGUGCCGAGCGCUUUGGUCUCAGUCAGUUGCACCAAUUGCGCGGCCGCGUGGGGCGUGGUGCCGAAAAAAGUUACUGCAUUCUCAUGAGCAGCCACAAACUGAGCAACGAUGCCAAAACCCGGCUCAAGACCAUGGUGCGCACCCAGGAUGGUUUUGAAAUUGCCGAAGUAGACAUGAAACUCCGCGGCCCGGGCGAUAUGAUGGGAACACGGCAAAGUGGCGUGCUCAAUCUCCAGCUUGCCGAUCUCACCAAAGAUGAACAUAUUUUGAAGCAAAGCCUGCUCUACACCUUUGCCUACCGCGAUUACCGCGCGCGUUACGCCCAAACCAUGGUGGGAUUUGGCUGGGCCAUUUUGCAGCCCAUUAUCAGCCUGUUGGUGCUUUUCGUGCUUUUUCAACGCGUACUGCAAACCAACACCCAAAGCAUCAGUUUUUUCCCCUACGCCCUCAGCGGCCUCAUUUUCUGGACCUAUUUCAACUUUGUGGUGGGCCAGGCGGCCAGCAGCCUCAUCAACGCCCAGCGCAUGUUGCAAAAAAUUUACUUCCCCCGCCCCAUUCUGCCGCUCAGCAAGGGUUUGGUGGAUUUGGUAGAAGCGGCCUGGUUUCAGGCCCUCGGGCUUGCUGCUUUGGCCAUUUUUGCUGGCGGCCGUGAUGUGCGCAGCCUGGGGGCUGGGGCUUUGGUUUAG
Messenger RNA from Symbiodinium sp. CCMP2456, 1230 nucleotides. NCBI's taxonomy places the organism in Eukaryota, Dinophyceae, Suessiales, Symbiodiniaceae. The record is from the annotation of a GenBank genome assembly.